Molecule: messenger RNA, 558 nt
Organism: Sporothrix schenckii 1099-18
Lineage: Eukaryota; Fungi; Ascomycota; Sordariomycetes; Ophiostomatales; Ophiostomataceae
Exons: 2
Coding region: 1-558 (185 amino acids)
Source: RefSeq, a predicted model, not a curated record
AUGAUGCGUUUGUCACACGUGCAGUCCCUCCUACUACUGGCACCGGUCGUCUUUGCUUCGCCAGACAAAGGCCAACCUGCCACUACCACCCCGACUGUGCAAGACGAUGCUGCCUCUCUGGUCUCCCAGUACGUGCCAGCGUCCGCCUAUGUCCAGCUCACCGCCUCGGUGGCCGCCGCCGCAUCGGCUGCGUCUGUCACUGGUGAUCCCAGCUCGCUGUUCCUAUCGGCGCUGCUGGCCACGGCGCCACCUGCCUGGUUCAGCUCGGCCGUGCCGCCGUACUUUAGUAGCAACAUUGCCGCCCUCGAGUCAGCCAUAGCACCGCUGCGCAGCGAAGCGGCCACGCUGUCGUCGACAGCGACGAGCGAGACCCUCGUGGUCACGCAGACCACCAACAGCCAGGGCAGCACGGUCACGACGAGCUACACGUCGACGUUUCCGGUCACGACGCACACGACGUCGUCGUCUGGCAACGCGGCAGCACCCACCGCCAGUGCGCAGCAGCAGGCUGGACUGGGUAUUGCGGCUCUCGCUUUGGGCCUGGUGGCCAUCUUUUAA